Molecule: messenger RNA, 3021 nt
Organism: Dothidotthia symphoricarpi CBS 119687
Lineage: Eukaryota; Fungi; Ascomycota; Dothideomycetes; Pleosporales; Dothidotthiaceae
Product: patatin-domain-containing protein
Exons: 3
Coding region: 355-2826 (823 amino acids)
Biological process (GO): lipid metabolic process
Molecular function (GO): triacylglycerol lipase activity
Source: RefSeq, a predicted model, not a curated record
CGUCGCAUCCUCGAUGGCUGCGUUGCUUGCACAUGCCUUGCCAGCUCGGCGUGGUUUUCCUCUCCACAGCGCACCCAACCUAAUGACACGUCCACAACUCACGUCAUGACAUGCGCGUGACAGGUGGUAGUGACGGAGCACCCCUACCACUGGAUACGCACCAAUAGCUGCACCGCCUAUUACUUGUAGACAGGGAAAUCCGGGGAACUUCAUCUCUUAAGACACUGGUGUCGUCUGUCCUAUCUUUGCACCCUCGACUCGAAUACUCGAAUACUCGACCUCUUUCAGACUCACUCGACCUCGCUCGACCUCACUCGACGGACCACAACAGUCGCGCAUGGCGUACAUUCGGAUAUGUCCUUUCUGUUCGACAACGUCCUCGCGAGAGGCAGCACAGGGCUGCACAUAGCAGGAGGAGGGAACAACGCGCAGAGGAAGAGCAGGAGCCAUGGCGGGUUCCUCACGCCCCUCGUCCAGCUCGUGAGAGACCCCGUCGGCGCAUUGAGCAGCGCCGUCGACAGUCACUACAGCGCCCCUAUUGGAGAUGCGCUGGGAGAAGACGCAGAUCGCAGGCAGGUCCUGUACCUGCGCAUGAAAAACGCCGAAUCCUACGACGAAUGGAGAGCCGCGGCCACCGAUUUGGAUGCGCUGGAAGGAAAUGACGUCUGGAAAGAGGAGGACAACUCGGAGGAAUAUCAUGCCGCCCUGGUUGCCGCUCGUUUGAGCGAGCUGGACGACGCGCGCCUCAACUGCGAUGUGACGAGGAUGAUGUUCCUCAUACGCACGGCCCUCACACGGGGACUAGGGGACAUGGGCGACCUGCGGCUGUACAAGCACUCGCAUAUUGGGACCAAGAAGUUGAUCGAGAGAUACAUUGAUUCUGCGCAAAGCACAAUGGCCGCUCUUCUGGACGUCUCGGAGAAACAAGGCAACCAAUGCCCUAUUGAUCCGUCCAUCAUGGUUGAGCAGUUGCUGAAUGCUCGUCAGUCGUUUGGUCGGAGUGCCUUGCUGUUGUCUGGAGGUGGAACCUUUGGCAUGAACCACAUAGGCGUCGUAAAGAGCCUGUGGGACGCUAGCUUGCUCCCGCGUAUCAUAUCUGGCGCAUCAGCUGGAAGUAUUGUCAGCGCUGUACUAUGCACCAGGACUGACGAGGAGAUCCCGGACUUCUUGCUUGACUUCUGCUACGGGGAUCUAGCUGUAUUUGAGAAGGUAGGAGAGCCAGAGAGCAUCAUGCAAAAGGUGGUGCGUUUGUUCAAGACUGGCAGCUUUUUCGACAUCUCCCAUCUGGCGCGUGUCAUGAGAGAUUUGCUCGGCGAUACGACCUUUCAGGAGGCAUACAAUCGGACUCGGCGCAUCUUGAACAUUCCUGUGUCUACCUCGUCUCUCUAUGAACUCCCCAGGCUUUUGAAUUACGUGACAGCGCCCAAUGUUAUGAUUUGGUCAGCAGUAUGUACUUCCUGCUCUGUUCCAGUCGUCUACAAGAAAGCAUCCCUCCUAGCGAAAGACCCGAAAACCGGCAAAGAAGUGCCCUGGGAUGCCAAUCCAGAUGCAGCAUGGAUCGAUGGUUCCGUUGACAACGACCUCCCCAUGACGCGCCUCGCCGAGAUGUUCAACGUCAAUCAUUUUAUUGUCUCCCAAGUCAACCCGCACGUGGUCCCAUUCUUAGCAAAAGAAGAAGAAAUCAUUGCCACCGAAGCACAGCAGAACCCUGCUUUCUUUGCACGGUCUAGUUGGGUGAGCACUGCAGUCAGUCUCGGCAGGGGAGAACUACUGCAUCGACUCCAAGUCGUGGCCGAUGCGGGCAUCUUCCCGAACUACGUGACAAAGAUCAAAUCCAUUCUUAGCCAGCGCUACUCUGGUGAUAUCAACAUCUUCCCAGCCAUUGCGUACGCCGAUUUCCCCAAGGUCCUCACCAACCCAACGAGUGAUUAUAUGCUGGGGUGCCUGCUCACUGGCCAACGAGCCACUUGGCCGAAGCUUUCGCGGGUGCGGAACCACGUCGCCAUCGAACUUGCACUCGACGAUCUCAUUCAGAAAAUGAGGGCGCGAGUCGUCUUCAGGCCAAGCCAGGUCGAUCUUGGUCGGAACAAUCUAAGUAGAGCCAUCUCUCAAGGGAACCUACGCUCUCGGGAAGAGCAAGCCACAUCGGAGGAGAAGACUGCACGCUUCGAGCACAAGACCGCGCCGUCCAGUCCGCUUCUCCAAAAGUCUGGCUUCGCUAGCCCAUUCCUAUCACGUUCCAGCUUGAAAACACACGAUCAACCUAUAUUCCCACCUAGACGAAAUCCAGCCUUCAAAAGAGCCAAGACUAGGUCUACUUACGAUCCCGUCACAGACAAGUCCGAAGACUCGUCAGACCGCGACUACUUUGCAGAAGUCGACUCAGACACCUCGGCCAUCCUCUCCUCGCCCUCGCCCCCUACAUCGCCCUCGGUUAACGGUCCCACUCUGUGGCCCUCGUCGUCACGGCACAUGUUUUUCUCCCCCAUCUCGCCACCUUGUGUACCAUCCACUGCCACCGCGUCCGAUCGUCGCAACGGCACAUUGCUCAACCUUGCCAUGACGUCUGCUGCGCCGAGUUCACCAGAACAGCGAUACAAGCGAUUAUUUCACCCGCCUGAACCUGUCGCGUCUGAUGUUUUCUCCGCGAAGGAAUCAGAGCAGCAUGGCGAGGAUGGGGUACCCGCGACGCCCCUCUUAGACUCCACACCCAGGAGCAGACGGGGUAGCGUUCAUGGAUCGGGACUGGGGCUUAUUCUCGAUCCGUCGGGGACUAGGGGAAUGUUGUUGAGGAAAAAGAGCUUCAAGAAUUUCCUUGAAUUAUGAAGUUGUGUCGAGCGUUUUGUUAAUCGUACUUUUCAUUUGCAUAUGAGCCAAUUCGUGCCUUUUUCCUUGGUUGGUCAACAUUGAUACACAUUCCCAUUCGGUUGUCAGGUAGCAAGCGUCAUAACAUUCAAGUAGACGUAGAUGUUAGUUAGACGUAACAGUCAUGUAGAAAAUAGACCCUUAUAUCCUAUACAC